Molecule: messenger RNA, 2424 nt
Organism: Mixia osmundae IAM 14324
Lineage: Eukaryota; Fungi; Basidiomycota; Mixiomycetes; Mixiales; Mixiaceae
Exons: 4
Coding region: 1-2424 (807 amino acids)
Biological process (GO): protein import into peroxisome matrix, docking
Cellular component (GO): peroxisomal membrane; cytosol
Molecular function (GO): protein binding
Source: RefSeq, a predicted model, not a curated record
AUGGCCUCGCUCCUCAGCGGUGCUGGGACGGAUUGCGGCCCUAGCAAUCCGCUUCAGCAAUUUCAGAAACAGCUCAAUAAUGACAGAGGCAUCAGUCAGGAUCAAUUCAGUCGACCCGAUACUGGCCGAGCGCAUACAGGCUCUAGCUUCCGCACCUAUCGUCGUGCGCAUGUCGGAAUCGCGACAGACGAUGCCGCUCGCUUCUUUGCCAGCGCUAGCUCGUCAGCAGCGCCAUACGACCUGGCUUCAUUGCAAUCUGCUCUGCAGGUGCAGUCGCAUCCUCAGCAAUCAGCAGUGCCAGCCUGGGCGAUGGAUUUUGCAGCUCACGAAGUAAAUGCGCUACCAAGACACGAGGCGUACACUCAGGCAUUCCAUGAGUCGUCUGGUGGGACACAAUGGCAGCAGGAUUCUGAAAGUGAUGCCUUAGCAUCGUCCAAGCUUCCCUCAGCCGACCAGACACAUAUCAUGGCUCUGGCUCGCAUGGACAGCAGCUAUUCUCAAGCGAAUACACACCUUGGUCCACAUCAUCCCGCGCUUCGAUCGCACCCUCAUCAGAUGCUAGACUUGCAUCGAUUCCAACACAGCUACUCGGCACCACAGCCUACAAGCUCGAGUGUCGUGUCGCAAAGUGAGCAAGUGAUAGAUGCGCUACUUAGAGCACAGCGUACUGCGGAUUGGGAAGCUGCCUUCAAGGGAUUAGAAGACUCGACAACGCUCUCACAGGCCGAGAAGGCUUACAUCCACGAGUCUCUCACAGCACGCCCGAUAUCACCCCAAAACAAGGGCGUUGACAACGAUGAUCUCGCUCGUACGGCUGGCGAGUUGCUUCAAGCUGUCCGUGCUGAGCAGUCUGCGAACCCAAAAUUUGCGAGUUCAACUUUCAUGAGUCUGAUGCGCAAGCUACGCGAUCACGAAGUCGCGGUCGAGGGUAAUAAAGUCAUAGAACAAGUAUUGCCCGUCGUCAGCUCGGAUAAGCAAAAGGGCAAAAUGCGGUCACUCGAUCAAGACGCACCGGCCCUGGCGACCACCUCUGAACUCGAAGUAAGAGGAUCUGGCGCCACUCCGAUAUGCAUCACGCAGUCCACUGGAGCGAGUGCGGCGCAAUUGCGCGGAAAUGUACCGACAGUCGAUGAUUGGGCAGCUGAGCAAGCGCGCGGCAUGAGGGAGAUGAACGGCAUCUGGGAUGAGGAAUAUGCGGGUCGAGCAGCGAGAGAACGAGAGGCGCAGCAGCGGUGGCAGAAUAGACCGCACUUUCAAGGCGACGGCGGUCUUCUCGUGGAGGAAGAGGCUCGUAAUGUCUUGCUAGACAGUCAGACGCCAGGCGCGAGUGUCAAUUGGGAAGAAGAUUUUGAUGCAGCGAGCAUAGUUGGCGCACCGCAGCCUGCCCAAGUUUCGCGCCGGCUGCCAGUGUCGGCACAGCAAGCCGAAUGGGAGACCUUGCAGCGCAGCUGGGACGAAUACGAAGCGACCGCUUCCGGUGUCCGUCAGCUUAAUCAAACUCCAGGUCCGGUUGUUACUUCUGAAGGCAUAUAUCGAUUCCAACCAAGCAAUCCGUUCAUCAAGAAUAGACCUUUGACGCAGCAGCACCGCGUGCACACCCUGGGGGGCCGUUUCGAAGUGACUCCGUACGAAUCCAUCCUAGAGAAAGAGGCUGCCUGUCAGGAGAAUCCCGAAAGCCCUCUGGCAUGGAUGGAGCUCGGCAUGAAGCAGCAGGAGAACGAGCGCGAGGACAUGGCCAUCAGAGCGCUCGCCCGUGCACUCGAGCUCGAUCCACAGAUGUCCCCUGCUUGGCUAGCACUGGCGGUAAGUCACACGAACGAGAACGACAGGGCAAAGGCCUACGAUGCGAUACAGCAUUGGGCGCUCUCACGCGACGAGUACGCCUCGACCGUGUCUGCGUACGCCAGCCAGGCUGGUAAUCGUCCGACUUCAUCGUCCAUGAUCGAGACACACAGCUGGCUGACUGGACUACUUAUUCGCAUGGCCCAAGCCUCGACGACACAUUUCGAUGCAGAUGUGCAGAUUGCGCUGGGCGUACUGUUCAACAUCAGUGAGGACUACGACAAGGCAGGCGAUUGUUUCGCCUCUGCUCUCGCGACUCGACCAGAGGAUCCGCUUCUAUUCAAUCGGCUGGGCGCGACAUUGGCCAACAGCGGCAAGCCCCGAGAGGCGAUCGAAUUCUACAACAAGGCGAUCGAACUGCAGCCCGCAUACGCACGAGCGCGCUACAACCUUGCUGUAUCGAGUAUCUGCUUGUCUUCCUACGACACUGCGGCGGUGCACCUCCUGCGGGCUCUGCAGUUGCAAAACACAGAGGCUGCUCAAGAAGCGGCAGAUAGCGCAAGCAUCUACAAGCCUGCCGAUUCCGGUGCAGUCACGAGUGAAGCGCUAUGGUCGACUCUUCGCAUGGUGUCAUCCUUGUGA